Emericellopsis atlantica is the source of this 1161-nucleotide messenger RNA. RefSeq lists its product as uncharacterized. The transcript has a single exon. Lineage: Eukaryota; Fungi; Ascomycota; Sordariomycetes; Hypocreales; Bionectriaceae. Bases 312 to 1013 code for a protein of 233 amino acids. The record is from RefSeq and is a predicted model, not a curated record.
ACGAGCUUGUUGAGCAACCCUGCUUGCUGCUACCAUCCGCGUCUGCCCUGCUGUCACGCUCUGCAUCUCUGGAUCUCUCACCAUCUCUCGAGUCUGGCUCGUACGACGUACUGUUAGAUCGAUUUCCCAUCAAUCAAUUGAACGUGGGGAACCCCCCUUUGCCAGCACUUGCAACAAACCCCCUUUUCUUGGAUACUCGCGACCAUUGUCCCCUGUCGGCCUCCUCUGAACUGUCGCACACGCGUCUUCCGGGAAAGAUCGAAUACCUACCGAAUACCGGGCUCGCUCGGCGAUCAAUACUGUACAUCAAUAUGCCUGGCCGAAUCGACAAUGGCACGAAAAGCUCGCGCUUCGAGCUGCCAGCUUUGGACCUCAACUUUGGCAGCAUCACCGAUGGCACAAACAUCCCGCCCCCGCCGAAAUCCCCCGUCGAGAAGCCAGCCGACAAGUCAUCGUCAGUGACCGCUGCGACAACCGCUCGGAAGCUGGAGGACCCAGAGACGGCGGCCGCACUCGAGGGCAAGCCCGCCGUGGAGCAACGAGGCGCAAAUGGUAACAAACUUGCCGGGACAAAGCGGCCAGCGGACGACAUCCCCCCCAGUCCGACCAUGUCCAGUACACGGUCGGGCGGUCUCCGCCGCCUCCUCAGUCGAACGUUGUUGAAUAACAGUUAUGCAGAGGGACAGCAGCAGCAACCCAGCGGAAACGGCACAGCGACGGCCACAGCCCCAUCGGUAGCGGCCCCCUCGAUCAACGGCGGCAGCAGGCCGCCCAGCCGGACCGGCGCCUCCUCGGUGCUGGACGAUGAUCGGAAAUCGAAGCGAAGCAGCGGGUGGUUCCGACGCCUGCGAGGUGGCGAUCUUAAGCGGUCCAGUCUCCUCUUCGAGCAGUCGACAGCGAAAACGACGACACACGCCCCCAGCGGGCCGCCGCCACCCAUGAUACCCGAGCUCAAAGAGUUGGAGAAGGACGACGGGAGCCUGGGGCAGGAUCUCUUCAAGAACAUCAAGUGAAGAUCUGUGGUAAUCUUUUGGAAAUUGGGGUACAUACGGUGUUAUUUCUUACGCUCCCUUUACAUACAUGCCUGUAUUCCCUCGACGUUUGGAUGAGCUUGACGACGUCCAGGGCGUUACACUCUCUUGUUAUAAACUUUUUUUUCUG